Racocetra persica is the source of this 222-nucleotide messenger RNA. The record is from the annotation of a GenBank genome assembly. NCBI's taxonomy places the organism in Eukaryota, Fungi, Glomeromycota, Glomeromycetes, Diversisporales, Gigasporaceae.
AUGGAAAAUUUUUUAUUAACUUUCGAACCAGUAGCAACUAUUACAGUUGCAACUGCCUUGUAUAAACAUGUAAACUCAGGACGUUGGUCUGGGAACUGUGAUCAAGAAGUCCAAAACUUUGUUCAAACAUUAGAAAAAGUGAAACAACUUGUUCCAAAUGGAGAUUCGUUACGUCUAAAAAAACUCCGAAGUUUUGGAGAAGGUGAAGUUUUAGAACAACGG